Molecule: messenger RNA, 1275 nt
Organism: Drosophila ananassae
Lineage: Eukaryota; Metazoa; Arthropoda; Insecta; Diptera; Drosophilidae
Exons: 2
Coding region: 94-1041 (315 amino acids)
Source: RefSeq, a predicted model, not a curated record
AAAACUGUACCAACGAACUGCCUCACUAAUCCAGGGUAAACAAAAAUUGUGUUGUUUAUCAAAGUGGAUUUGGAUACCAGACCGGACUUGGCCAUGUCGAAGCUAAACGACACCAAGAUUCCGAUCACGGACUUUCUGGAGGCCUACCGCCGCCAGCCGUGCCUCUACAACUCGCUGAUGGACACGUACAAGAACCGAGAGUCCCGGGAGGAGGCCUACGGAGCGAUAAUCCGUGCCUUGAAGAUUCCCCAACUAACCGUGGUGGACAUUAAGCUGAAGAUAAAGAGCGUCCGCACCGUCUACUCGAAGGAGCUGCGCAUAUGGAUGCGGGAGAAGGAGCUGGGCCGGAGCUACGAGCCCAAGUUGUUUUGGUUCAAGCUGGCGGAUUCCUUCCUGCGAUCCGUAUCUCUUUCCCACGGCAAAAAGUCCAAGAACAAGAAUGGAAGUGCUCAUCAGACUCCCAUUAAGUCAGAAUCCAUGGUGCCGUCAGUGAAGAUGCUUUUCAACCCCUCUGCCGACAUCAGCAUGAGCGAAGAUGCCCUGGAGGAGGAGGAAGAGGAGGAUGCAGCGACAGCUGCAACCGAAGAACCAGAGCACCAUGAACAGGACACUCAGGAGAAGGCAGCCGAGAGCAACUGCCUCAUAAACGUAGCCAGUGAGAGCGCCCGGGGCAAAGCGGAGCCUAUCAUUGACGACUCUUCUCUGUGCAUGGUGGAGGAGCCCCAGCACCAGCACCAGCACCAGCAACGGCAGCCGCAGCACCUGAAUCCCCCCUCGUUUGCGCAACAUCCCUCCCACCAUCAACCCGGCCCGCCAGCACAAAGAAAAAUGAAGUACAACCCAGCCGGAUGCGAGGCGGCCAGCGACGAUGAGCUGAUGAUCUUCGGCCAGAGCAUAGCCUCCCAGCUGCGCAACAUCACCGACUCCUACUCGAGGUCCGUGGCCAAGCUGCGCAUCCAGCAGGUGCUCUUCGAGGCGGAGACGGGUCACUUUCAGAACGUCGACGCCACCAGUCCCCCGCAGCUGCAGCAUACCUUCUAAUCCAUAGAGUUUAAAUGAAUCCAUAUAGUCUAUAGACCGUAGUUCGGAAAUCCGAACUGGAAAAGGAUAGUGGACUCUUUUCCUUAAGUUUUUUUUUUAAAUGCAUUUAGUUUGCUCUAAAACGCAAAAUAAAUGUGCAGUAAUUUUAUUCCCAGCUUAAGUUUAAUUUAUUAAAUGUGUAAAUAUGUAUUAAUAAUAAAAUACAUAAUUUUAGACCUGAUAAAAAGUUUUGUU